GUUCGGGUGAAUAGCAAAUGACAGCAAAGCAAGUCGUCAGUCUGCUACUAAAUAAGUUUCUGGUUGAAAAUAAAACAGAUGAAUUUGCCCUCUAUGUCGUCCAUGAGUCAGGAGAGAGGACAAAGUUUAAAGACACUGAAUAUCCCUUGGUGUCACGUGUGCUGCAUGGCCCAUGUGAAAAAAUUGCAAAGAUUUUCAUUUUGGAAAGGGAUCUAGGUGAAGAGGUUACAUACGAUGUUGCACAGUACAUCAAGUUUGAAAUGUCUGUUUUGGAUAGCUUUGUCAAAAGAUUGAAGGAGGAAGAAGAAAGAGAAAUCUUAAAACUAACAAGAAAAUAUACUGUACUGAGAUCAGUGAUACUGCAGCAACUGGAGGAACUUUCAGAGAGUACAGACUGAGUGUUAGAAGAUUUAAAACAUUUUUGCCUGAGGAUGUAAAUGCAAUAGCUUUUAUAUUAACAUGUUUAUAACGAAAUGAUGUCUGAAAUAUUCAGAAGUUAUAUACAAUGCCAAAUUUGCUAGUGUCAAGCUGUUGAAUGAGGCAUUUAAACCUUUCACUGUUGAUUUAACAUAUUUCUGCAAACUAAGGGCAAUGCUCCUAAGUGAAC
Electrophorus electricus (electric eel) is the source of this 607-nucleotide messenger RNA. It is a transcript of the gene rassf4a, whose product is annotated as Ras association domain family member 4a. Gene Ontology annotation, biological process: signal transduction. The record is from RefSeq and is a predicted model, not a curated record. NCBI's taxonomy places the organism in Eukaryota, Metazoa, Chordata, Actinopteri, Gymnotiformes, Gymnotidae.